AGCGAGAUCCAGUGGCUGGACGUUUCCAACAACCGCCUCACCAUCCUGCCCGGCGAAGCGUUCCGUUCGGUGGGGCUCGUCAACCUGCACAAGGUGUACAUGCGCGAGUGCGACAUCGAGGAGCUGCACAAGGACGCGCUGAACGGGCUGGAGAUCCUCAUCGAGAUCGACCUGUCGGGCAACAAGAUCAAGACACUGCACCCGGGCGUGUUCAGCCACAACGGCCGCCUGCGCAUCAUCAUCCUCAACCGCAACCCCAUCCAGAAGGUGAUGAACCGCGUCUUCUCCAACCUCACCUUCCUGCAGACGGUGGAGAUGAACGACUGCCAGAUCGCGCACGUGGCCCACGAGGCCUUCGUCAAGGUGGGCAACCUGCAGACGCUGCGCCUGGCCGGCAACAACCUCACCAACAUGAAGCCCGACACGUUACGGCGCAUGGACCGCCUCAAGAGCCUGGAGCUGCACAACAACCCGUGGAACUGCGACUGUCACCUCAAGACCUUCUGGGACUGGAUCAUGGCGCAGAACUUGUACGCGCAGCCGACGGCGUGCCAGGACCCCGAGCCGCUGCGGGGCCGCCUGUGGUCCGACCUUACCGGCGACAGUCUGGCGUGCAAGCCCGAGGUGUGGCUGCACCCGGCGGACGGCCGGCUCAAGGUGGACGGCGGCGGCGACGCGACGCUGAGCUGCCGCGUGCAGGGCAACCCGGAGCCGACGGUGCACUGGGUGUACAAGUCGCGCAUCAUCGGCAACCACUCGCGGCGCAGCAUGAACGACCACCCGUACGUGGUGCGCGACGGGCAGGGGGCGGCGGGGGCGGGGCCGCGCUGGGUGAACCUCACCGUGGUGGAGGCGCGCUUCAGCGACGAAGGCGAGUACGCGUGCGUGGCGCGGAACCCCGGCGGCAUGGCCGAGGCCAAGACGAGACUGGAGGUGGUGGACUCCGGGUCGCGCGGGGUCGCCGGCGUGCUGGGCGGCACCAUCAGCGACGCGUGGCUGCUCAUCCUCGGCCUGGUCGUGGGGAUGGUGGUGCUCCUGGUGAUAGUGGUGGUGCUCGUGUGUUGCUAUUGUCGAACCAAAGACCCGCGGACCAACAACAACACCAAGAAGGCCAUGGGGGAGGGGGUUUCGUCGAACGGGGACCUGAGCUACCACUCGGGGCCCGGCUCCGAGCAGGAGAAGUCCCUCAUCACCGUGGUGAACCCGGUGCAGAAGCCGCCCAGGCGGUACGAGACGUUGAGUACCAGCACGCCGAACGAACUCGAAAUGAAAGCCACCUUGCUAGACAAUGGAUCUGUCAUUACUGGACCAAGUGUAGCGGAGUGCGACGAUCCGCUGCAGGAUCGCUCUCUCGAGUCCCUGGCUAACGUGCAGGCGCGCUCGCGCGAGACCAUCGACGCCGAGUGCCUCGGGAGGGGGGGCGGCGGCGUGGCCGGCGUCCCUCUGGGCGCGGCCGGCGGCGGGGGCGUGGCCAACCUGCCGCCCGACCUGCUGUCGUUCCCGUCGCGCGGCAGCCAGGUGUCGCCGGCCGAUGCGUCGGCGUCCACCCACCCGGACACGCUCGCGCCUGCGCCGCACGCAGGCCCGCCGUCGCCCGUGCCGCAGCCGCUCUACACCGACGGCCGCCGCUCCCGCACUGCUUCCGGCAGCUGCCUACUCCGCUCGCAAGUCGCUCCUUCUCGCCUGCGGCUCACCGGGCAAGCCGUGGUGCUACCCGCAGGGCUAACGUCACCAUCCCGCGCCGGCCGCGCGGUGCCCAGCUGGAGCAGCCGCCCGCGCCCGCUUGCC
Molecule: messenger RNA, 1788 nt
Organism: Gryllus bimaculatus (two-spotted cricket)
Lineage: Eukaryota; Metazoa; Arthropoda; Insecta; Orthoptera; Gryllidae
Source: the annotation of a GenBank genome assembly